Messenger RNA from Camarhynchus parvulus, 16326 nucleotides. RefSeq names its product mucin 5AC, oligomeric mucus/gel-forming (gene MUC5AC). Gene Ontology annotation, cellular component: extracellular matrix. The record is from RefSeq and is a predicted model, not a curated record. Lineage: Eukaryota; Metazoa; Chordata; Aves; Passeriformes; Thraupidae. Gene Ontology annotation, molecular function: protein binding.
AUGGGUAAAGGUGGUGGGACACGAAUACCACUAUGGAUAUCAAUACUAGCCCUGGUCUUCAUACAGAUCAAAGCUUUAGAAUCCCAAGGAGUGACAAUCAUUCCACCUUUUCAAAAUGCACUGAAAGUAAAGGCUGGCAACCCCUAUCACAACGGCCGUGUUUGCAGCACAUGGGGUAACUUCCACUUCAAGACCUUUGACGGGGACAUCUUUUACUUCCCUGGGGUCUGCAAUUACAUCUUUGCAUCCAACUGCAAGUCUUCCUAUGAGGACUUCAACAUCCAGAUUAGGCGUGCAAUGGUGGAAAAUGCUACUGUGAUCACUCAUGUCAUCAUGAAGCUGGAAGGAGUAGUGAUCGAACUGACCCCCAGCUCUGUCCUGCUCGACAACAAACUGGUCCAGAUGCCCUACAGCCAUAUGGGAGUCUUUAUAGAGAGAAGUAACAACUAUUUGAAAGUUUCUGCCAAGUUGGGACUGACCUUCCUUUGGAAUGGACAAGAUGCUCUCCUGGUGGAACUAGAUAAGAAAUAUGCCAAUCAAACUUGUGGACUUUGUGGGGACUUCAAUGGAAUUCCAGUCAGCAAUGAAUUUAUUUCAGGGAAGACGAAACUGACCCCCAUACAGUUUGGUAAUAGGCAGAAGAUGGAUGGACCCACAGAGCAGUGUGAUGAUCCUAUUCCUCCUACUUCUCUGAUGAACUGCUCAAGAGAAUUUGCCUCUAUCUGUGAGACAGUAUUAACUAGCAAAGCAUUCACAAGUUGUAACAUGCUUGUGAAUGUCCAGGACUACAUUGAAACUUGCAUACAAGACCUGUGCCACUGUGACAGCUCUAUGGCAGACUUCUGUAUGUGCAACACCUUUGCUGAGUACUCCCGGCAGUGUGCUCAUGCAGGUGGACAGCCCCAGAACUGGAGAACCUCAGACCUGUGCCCCAAAUCAUGUCCAUUCAACAUGGAAUACCAUGAGUGUGGCUCUCCCUGCUCCGACACAUGCAGCAACCCGGAACGAUCUGCGCUUUGUGAAGAUCACUGUACAGAUGGCUGUGUCUGUCCUCCAGGAAUGGUAUUUGAUGAUGUUAAUGGUGCCGGCUGCAUUCCCCGCAGAGAAUGCCACUGUACUUACGAAGGUGAAACUUAUGCUCCUGGUGCCUCCUUCUCAUCUAAAUGCAGAUCAUGUACCUGUGUUGGAGGUGAAUGGUCUUGUGUCACCCAGUCGUGCCCUGGGACUUGCAGUAUUGAAGGAGGUUCCCACAUAUCAACAUUUGAUGAGAAAUACUAUUCCUUCUUUGGAGACUGUAGUUAUGUCCUAACCAAGCUCUGUGACAGCAAUGAAUUCACAGUGUUGGGGGACAUCCACAAGUGUGGCCUGACUGACACUGAGACGUGCCUCAAGGGUGUAGCCAUCAGCCUAAACGGAGGACAGACGAACAUUGUGAUCCAGCCUUCUGGGAGUGUAUUUGUGAAUAUGAUCUACACACAGUUACCAUUCUCAGCAGCAAACAUCACCAUCUUCAGGCCUUCAUCUUUCUUCAUAAUUCUGCAAACAACUUUUGGUCUUCAGCUGCAGGUUCAACUUGUGCCUUUAAUGCAAGUUUUUAUAGACUUAGACCCAUCACAUAAAGGGCAGACCUGUGGUCUCUGUGGAAACUUCAAUGAUGUACAGACAGAUGAUUUCAAAACCACCAGUGGUGUGAUAGAGGGCACUUCAGCUGCCUUUGGCAAUACUUGGAAAACUCGGGCUGAUUGUCCUGAUGCCAAAAAUACUUUUGAGGACCCCUGUACUGUCAGCAUACAAAAUGACCAGUAUGCUCAGCACUGGUGUGGACUGCUCUCUGAUACCACAGGACCUUUUGCUGAAUGUCACUCAACAGUGAAUCCAGAAGUUUACCAUAAGACCUGUAUGUUUGACACGUGUAACUGUGAGAAGAGUGAGGACUGCAUGUGUGCUGCCCUUUCCAGCUAUGUCAGAGCCUGUGCUGCUAAAGGAGUUCUUCUCACUGGAUGGAGGAGCAAAGCCUGCACAAAAUACACCACCUUGUGUCCGAAGUCCUUGAAGUACACCUACAGUGUCAAUUCCUGUCAGCCCACCUGCCGCGCUCUCAGUGAGCCUGAUGUCACAUGCAGCAUCAAGUUUGUCCCAGUUGAUGGCUGUACCUGCAUAAAUGGAACCUACAUGGAUGACAGUGGCAAAUGUGUGCCUGCUUCUAGCUGUCCUUGUUACUACAAAGGAACGCCUCUGUCUUCUGGAGAAGUUGUUCAUGAUAAUGGUGUUGUCUGCACUUGUGCCUAUGGAAAGCUGAGCUGCAUUGGAGAGAAGCCUGAACCAGUCUGUGUGCCUCCCAUGGUUUAUGUUGACUGUGGCAAUGUCACUGCAAAUGUGGUAGGAGCAGGAUGCCAGAAGAGUUGUCAGACUCUAGAUAUGGAAUGUUACAAAACUCACUGUGUUUCUGGCUGCGUCUGUCCUCAUGAUCAAGUGUUGGAUGGCAAAGGUGGCUGCAUUGCUCCAGAAGACUGUCCAUGUAUUCACAAUGGGAAUUCCUACAGUCCAGGAGAAUCAAUCAGAGUUGGCUGUAACAACUGCACAUGUAGACACAGGAAAUGGCAAUGCUCUGAGGAGCCCUGCCUGGAAACAUGUUCUGUUUAUGGAGAUGGGCAUUAUACCACCUUUGAUGGCAAACGCUUUGAUUUUGAAGGAGACUGUGAAUAUGUUCUGGUCCAGAACUACUGUGGUCAACAAGCUAUGGACCAGGGAACCUUCAGAGUCAUCACUGAGAACAUUCCAUGUGGCACUACAGGAACUACCUGCUCUAAGUCUAUUAAAGUUUUCCUGGGUAACUAUGAGCUGGUACUCAGUGAUGGACACUCUGAUGUCAUCCAGAGGACACCUGGAGGAAAAAUGCCAUUCCAAAUCCGCUCCAUGGGCAUCUACCUGGUGGUCGAUACUACUGUUGGUCUGAUACUCAUGUGGGACAAGAAAACCAGUAUAUUCAUCAAACUUAGUCCCAGCUUUCAGGGCCAUGUCUGCGGACUUUGUGGAAACUAUGAUGGCAAUGGAAAUAAUGACUUCACUACUCGCAGUCAGUCUGUGGUAGGAAAUGUGCUGGAGUUUGCCAAUAGCUGGAAAGUAUCUUCUAGUUGCCCAAAUGCCAAUCGUACGCAGGAUCCAUGCACUGCAAACCCGUACAGAAAAGCCUGGGCACAGAAGCAAUGCAGCAUCAUCACCAGUGAAGCGUUUGCAAAGUGUCACUCACAGGUUGAACCAAAUGAAUAUUACCAAGCAUGUGUGGAUGAUGCUUGUGCCUGUGACACUGGAGGAGAUUGUGAAUGUUUCUGCACAGCAGUAGCUGCCUAUGCUCAAGCAUGUAAUGAGCUAGACAUCUGCAUAUCAUGGAGAACCCCAACUAUUUGUCCUCUCUUCUGUGAUUACUAUAAUCCACAAGGGGAAUGUGAGUGGCACUACAAGCCAUGUGGAGCACCUUGUAUGAAGACCUGCAAUAAUCCAAGUGGGAAAUGCCUUCAUGAGAUGAGGGGUUUAGAAGGUUGCUAUCCACAGUGUCCAAAGAAUAAGCCCUAUUUUGAUGAGGAAACCAUGACCUGUGUUUCUUAUUGCGGUUGUUAUGAAGAUGGAAAAAAUUACAAACCAGGAAUGGAGAUGCCUUCAAAGCAGAAUUGUGAAUCAUGUGAAUGUACAAUUCAUGGCAAAAUAUGCAGAUACGAUGAACAUGAAUGUGUCUGCAUUUAUGAGGGGCAGAAGUACAACUACAAAGAUGUGGUCUACAACACUACGGAUGGCACAGGAUGGUGUAUUGUUGCAACCUGUGGUCCCAAUGGAACACUUCAAAGGUUUAUGUAUGAUUGUCUAACCUCAACAUCACCCACAACAGCAACGACAUUUCACUUCAGGUCUACGCCACCUACCGCUACUUCCACAGUGUCACCAACUACAUCAGUAUGUGUUCAUGAAGUCUGUAAGUGGUCCGAAUGGUACGAUGGGAGUCUACAAACCCCUGGCUAUGAUGGGGGAGAUUUUGAAACUUUCAAUGAUUUACGAGCAAAAGGUUAUGAAGUUUGUGAAGCCCCAAAGACUGUUGAAUGCAGAGCAGAAAAGUUCCCUGAUAUACCACUGAAAGACCUUGGCCAAAAAGUAGAAUGCAGCACAACACGAGGGCUUAUAUGUUACAACAAGGAUCAAAUCUCAACAAUGUGCAACAACUACGAAAUCAGAAUCCUCUGCUGUGUUUUUGUACCAUGCUCUUCCACAAUGCCUUUCAGCACAUCAACCCCAGUCACAACUCCAAUUCCGACAGAAACAUCUACUGAAACAACAUAUUCAGUUACUACUGAAAGUACAACAUUGAUACCUUCACCUACUGAAGAAACAGCUAGAACCACAACACCUGUCACCACAUCUCUUUCAACAACUCCUCUUUGUUUCAAAGAAAAAUGUUACUGGUCAAGAUGGUAUGAUGUAAGUUAUCCAGGGUCAGGUUAUGAUGAUGGAGAUUUUGAUACGAUUGAGAACAUUGAAAAUAACGGAUACAAAGUCUGCAACAAUAGAAAGGAUGUGGAAUGUAGAGCAGUACGGUUCCCGAACACACCAUAUCCUCUACUAGAGCAACACAUAACAUGUAACACAGAAGAAGGGUUGAAAUGUUACAAUAAAGAUCAACUUCCACCAAUCUGCUAUAAUUAUGAAAUAAGAUUUAAAUGCUGCGAGAACAUACCAGUGCCAUGUGAAACAACCCCAGAAAUUCUAACUAAAGCAACACAACCAACUACAAUUCCAUCAAAAACAGUGUCCACACCAGAAACAACAACUCUAAGUUUGCAAACAAAACACAAGACAACAACUGAAUACACAGUUGAACCAAAAACAGAAUACAUACACACCAGAAUAACAACAAAACCAACGAGGCAAACUCAAAAACAAACGACUACGAGACCAGUGCUAAGCAGCACAACCACAAAAACUACCACAUAUUCACCUACUACCCCCUGUGAACUCGAAGUGUGCACCUGGAGCGAGUGGUUCGACGUCGACUUCCCCUCCUCGGGGCCCAGCCAGGGAGACUUCGAAACCUACCAGCACAUCCGCGCCGCCGGCAAGCAGGUCUGCCGGCAGCCAAAGCAGAUCGAGUGCCGGGCAGAGGACUACCCCGACGUUGCUAUCCAGCAGGUGGGGCAGGUCGUGCAGUGCGACGUCCACUUUGGACUGGUGUGCAAGAACGAGGACCAGACGGGCAAAUUCAAGAUGUGCCUCAACUACAAGAUCCGUGUGCUCUGCUGCACCCCCAACUACAACUGCUCAUUGCCCACAGCCCCCGUCAUAACAACCAGCCCCACCACCAGCACCACGACCACAUCAAUCCCGUCCUCCACCACCACAGUCACCACCUCCACCUCCACGCCGUACAUCUCCACCACCACGAGCCCCACCUCCACGGAAAUCAUCACUUCCACCAGCACCACCAUCCCCACGCCGACGACGUCUACGACAACUUCCUCCACCACCCCCUGUGAACCCGAAGUGUGCACCUGGAGCGAGUGGUUCGACGUCGACUUCCCCUCCUCGGGGCCCAGCCAGGGAGACUUCGAAACCUACCAGCACAUCCGUGCAGCCGGCAAGCAGGUCUGCCAGCAGCCAAAGCAGAUCGAGUGCCGGGCGGAGGACUACCCCGACGUUGCUAUCCAGCAGGUGGGGCAGGUCGUGCAGUGCGACGUCCACUUUGGACUGGUGUGCAAGAACGAGGACCAGACGGGCAAAUUCAAGAUGUGCCUCAACUACAAGAUCCGUGUGCUCUGCUGCACCCCCAACUACAACUGCUCAUUGCCCACAGCCCCCGUCAUAACAACCAGCCCCACCACCAGCACCACGACCACAUCGAUCCCGUCCUCCACCACCACAGUCACCACCUCCACCUCCACGCCGUACAUCUCCACCACCACGAGCCCCACCUCCACGGAAAUCAUCACUUCCACCAGCACCACCAUCCCCACGCCGACGACGCUGUGCACCUGGAGCGAGUGGUUCGACGUCGACUUCCCCUCCUCGGGGCCCAGCCAGGGAGACUUCGAAACCUACCAGCACAUCCGCGCCGGCAAGCAGGUCUGCCGGCAGCCAAAGCAGAUCGAGUGCCGGGCGGAGGACUACCCGGACGUUGCUAUCCAGCAGGUGGGGCAGGUCGUGCAGUGCGCACGUCACUUUGGACUGGUGUGCAAGAACGAGGACCAGACCGGCAAAUUCAAGAUGUGCCUCAACUACAAGAUCCGUGUGCUCUGCUGCACCCCCAACUACAACUGCUCAUUGCCCACAGCCCCCGUCAUAACAACCAGCCCCACCACCAGCACCACGACCACAUCGAUCCCGUCCUCCACCACCACAGUCACCACCUCCACCUCCACGCCAUACAUCUCCACCACCACGAGCCCCACCUCCACGGAAAUCAUCACUUCCACCAGCACCACCAUCCCCACGCCGACGACGUCCACGACAACUUCCUCCACCACCCCCUGUGAACCCGAAGUGUGCACCUGGAGCGAGUGGUUCGACGUCGACUUCCCCUCCUCGGGGCCCAGCCAGGGAGACUUCGAAACCUACCAGCACAUCCGCGCCGCCGGCAAGCAGGUCUGCCGGCAGCCAAAGCAGAUCGAGUGCCGGGCGGAGGACUACCCCGACGUUGCUAUCCAGCAGGUGGGGCAGGUCGUGCAGUGCGACGUCCACUUUGGACUGGUGUGCAAGAACGAGGACCAGACGGGCAAAUUCAAGAUGUGCCUCAACUACAAGAUCCGUGUGCUCUGCUGCACCCCCAACUACAACUGCUCAUUGCCCACAGCCCCCACCACCAUCCCCACGCCGACGACGUCUACGACAACUUCCUCCACCACCCCCUGUGAACCCGGAGUGUGCACCUGGAGCGAGUGGUUCGACGUCGACUUCCCCUCCUCGGGGCCCAGCCAGGGAGACUUCGAAACCUACCAGCACAUCCGCGCCCGCCGCAAGCAGGUCUGCCGGCAGCCAAAGCAGAUCGAGUGCCGGGCGGGAGGACUACCCCGGACGUUGCUAUCCAGCAGGUGGGGCAGGUCGCGAGUGCGACGUCCACUUUGGACUGCCCCACCACCAGCACCACGACCACAUCGAUCCCGUCCUCCACCACCACAGUCACCACCUCCACCUCCACGCCGAUACAUCUCCACCACCACGAGCCCCACCUCCACGGAAAUCAUCACUUCCACCAGCACCACCAUCCCCACGCCGACGACGUCUACGACAACUUCCUCCACCACCCCCUGUGAACCCGAAGUGUGCACCUGGAGCGAGUGGUUCGACGUCGACUUCCCCUCCUCGGGGCCCAGCCAGGGAGACUUCGAAACCUACCAGCACAUCCGCGCCGGCAAGCAGGUCUGCCGGCAGCCAAAGCAGAUCGAGUGCCGGGCGGAGGACUACCCCGACGUUGCUAUCCAGCAGGUGGGGCAGGUCGUGCAGUGCGACGUCCACUUUGGACUGGUGUGCAAGAACGAGGACCAGACGGGCAAAUUCAAGAUGUGCCUCAACUACAAGAUCCGUGUGCUCUGCUGCACCCCCAACUACAACUGCUCAUUGCCCACAGCCCCCGUCAUAACAACCAGCCCCACCACCAGCACCACGACCACAUCGAUCCCGUCCUCCACCACCACAGUCACCACCUCCACCUCCACGCCGUACAUCUCCACCACCACGAGCCCCACCUCCACGGAAAUCAUCACUUCCACCAGCACCACCAUCCCCACGCCGACGACGUCUACGACAACUUCCUCCACCACCCCCUGUGAACCCGGCCAGGAGACUUCGAAACCUACCAGCACAUCCGCGCAGCCGGCAAGCAGGUCUGCCGGCAGCCAAAGCAGAUCGAGUGCGGGCGGAGGACUACCCCGCGUUGCUAUCCAGCAGGUGGGGCAGGUCGUGCAGUGCGACGUCCACUUUGGACUGGUGUGCAAGAACGAGGACCAGACGGGCAAAUUCAAGAUGUGCCUCAACUACAAGAUCCGUGUGCUCUGCUGCACCCCCAACUACAACUGCUCAUUGCCCACAGCCCCCGUCAUAACAACCAGCCCCACCACCAGCACCACGACCACAUCGAUCCCGUCCUCCACCACCACAGUCACCACCUCCACCUCCACGCCGUACAUCUCCACCACCACGAGCCCCACCUCCACGGAAAUCAUCACUUCCACCAGCACCACCAUCCCCACGCCGACGACGUCUACGACAACUUCCUCCACCACCCCCUGUGAACCCGAAGUGUGCACCUGGAGCGAGUGGUUCGACGUCGACUUCCCCUCCUCGGGGCCCAGCCAGGGAGACUUCGAAACCUACCAGCACAUCCGCGCCGCCGGCAAGCAGGUCUGCCGGCAGCCAAAGCAGAUCGAGUGCCGGGCGGAGGACUACCCCGACGUUGCUAUCCAGCAGGUGGGGCAGGUCGUGCAGUGCGACGUCCACUUUGGACUGGUGUGCAAGAACGAGGACCAGACCGGCAAAUUCAAGAUGUGCCUCAACUACAAGAUCCGUGUGCUCUGCUGCACCCCCAACUACAACUGCUCAUUGCCCACAGCCCCCGUCAUAACAACCAGCCCCACCACCAGCACCACGACCACAUCGAUCCCGGUCCUCCACCACCACAGUCACCACCUCCACCUCCACGCGUACAUCUCCACCACCACGAGCCCCACCUCCACGGAAAUCAUCACUUCCACCAGCACCACCAUCCCCACGCCGACGACGUUCACGACAACUUCCUCCACCACCCCUGUGAACCCGGGUGUGCACCUGGAGCGAGUGGUUCGACGUCGACUUCCCCUCCUCGGGGCCCAGCCAGGGAGACUUCGAAACCUACCAGCACAUCCGCCGCCGGCAAGCAGGUCUGCCGGCAGCCAAAGCAGAUCGAGUGCCGGGCGGAGGACUACCCCGACGUUGCUAUCCAGCAGCCCCCGUCAUAACAACCAGCCCCACCACCAGCACCACGACCACAUCGAUCCCGUUCCUCCACCACCACAGUCACCACCUCCACCUCCACGCCGUACAUCUCCACCACCACGAGCCCCACCUCCACGGAAAUCAUCACUUCCACCAGCACCACCAUCCCCACGCCGACGACGUCUACGACAACUUCCUCCACCACCCCCUGUGAACCCGAAGUGUGCACCUGGAGCGAGUGGUUCGACGCCUUCCCCUCCUCGGGGCCCAGCCAGGGAGACUUCGAAACCUACCAGCACAUCCGCGCCGCGGCAAGCAGGUCUGCCGGCAGCCAAAGCAGAUCAAGUGCCGGGGCGGAGGACUACCCCGACGUUGCUAUCCAGCAGGUGGGGCAGGUCGUCAGUGCGACGUCCACUUUGGACUGGUGUGCAAGAACGAGGACCAGACGGGCAAAUUCAAGAUGUGCCUCAACUACAAGAUCCGUGUGCUCUGCUGCACCCCCAACUACAACUGCUCAUUGCCCACAGCCCCCGUCAUAACAACCAGCCCCACCACCAGCACCACGACCACAUCGAUCCCGGUCCUCCACCACCACAGUCACCACCUCCACCUCCACGCCGUACAUCUCCACCACCACGAGCCCCACCUCCACGGAAAUCAUCACUUCCACCAGCACCACCAUCCCCACGCCGACGACGUUCACGACAACUUCCUCCACCACCCCCUGUGAACCCGGAGUGUGCACCUGGAGCGAAGUGGUUCGACACUUCCCCUCCUCGGGGCCCAGCCAGGAGACUUCGAAACCUACCAGCACAUCCGCCACCUGCGGUAAGCAGGUCUGCCGGCAGCCAAAGCAGAUCGAGUGCCGGGCGGAGGACUACCCCGCGUUGCUAUCCAGCAGGUGGGGCAGGUCGUGCAGUGCGACGUCCACUUUGGACUGGUGUGCAAGAACGAGGACCAGACGGGCAAAUUCAAGAUGUGCCUCAACUACAAGAUCCGUGUGCUCUGCUGCACCCCCAACUACAACUGCUCAUUGCCCACAGCCCCCGUCAUAACAACCAGCCCCACCACCAGCACCACGACCACAUCGAUCCGCGCCUCCACCACCACAGUCACCACCUCCACCUCCACGCCGUACAUCUCCACCACCACGAGCCCCACCUCCACGGAAAUCAUCACUUCCACCAGCACCACCAUCCCCACGCCGACGACGUCUCACGACAACUUCCUCCACCACCCCCGUGUGAACCCGAAGUGUGCACCUGGAGCGAGUGGUUCGACGUCGACUUCCCCCCUCGGGGCCCAGCCAGGGAGACUUCGAAACCUACCAGCACAUCCGCGCCGCCCGGCAAGCAGGUCUGCCGGCAGCCAAAGCAGAUCGAGUGCCGGGCGGAGGACUACCCCGACGUUGCUAUCCAGCAGGUGGGGCAGGUCGUGCAGUGCGACGUCCACUUUGGACUGGUGUGCAAGAACGAGGACCAGACGGGCAAAUUCAAGAUUGUGCACCUGGGCGAGUGGUUCGACGUCGACUUCCCCUCCUCGGGGCCCAGCCAGGGAGACUUCGAAACCUACCAGCACAUCCGCGCGCCCGGCAAGCAGGUCUGCCGGCAGCCAAAGCAGAUCGAGUGCCGGGCGGAGGACUACCCCGACGUUGCUAUCCAGCAGGUGGGGCAGGUCGUGCAGUGCGACGUCCACUUUGGACUGGUGUGCAAGAACGAGGACCAGACGGGCAAAUUCAAGAUGUGCCUCAACUACAAGAUCCGUGUGCUCUGCUGCACCCCCAACUACAACUGCUCAUUGCCCACAGCCCCCGUCAUAACAACCAGCCCCACCACCAGCACCACGACCACAUCGAUCCCGUCCUCCACCACCACAGUCACCACCUCCACCUCCACGCCUACAUCUCCACCAACCACGAGCCCCACCUCCACGGAAAUCAUCACUUCCACCAGCACCACCAUCCCCACGCCGACGACGUCUACGACAACUUCCUCCACCACCCCCUGUGAACCCGAAGUGUGCACCUGGAGCGAGUGGUUCGACGUCGACUUCCCCUCCUCGGGGCCCAGCCAGGGAGACUUCGAAACCUACCAGCACAUCCGCGCCCGGCAAGCAGGCUGCCGGCAGCCAAAGCAGAUCGAGUGCCGGGCGGAGGACUACCCCGACGUUGCUAUCCAGCAGGUGGGGCAGGUCGUGCAGUCGGACGUCCACUUUGGACUGGUGUGCAAGAACGAGGACCAGACGGGCAAAUUCAAGAUGUGCCUCAACUACAAGAUCCGUGUGCUCUGCUGCACCCCCAACUACAACUGCUCAUUGCCCACAGCCCCCGUCAUAACAACCAGCCCCACCACCAGCACCACGACCACAUCGAUCCCGUCCUCCACCACCACAGUCACCACCUCCACCUCCACGCCGUACAUCUCCACCACCACGAGCCCCACCUCCACGGAAAUCAUCACUUCCACCAGCACCACCAUCCCCACGCCGACGACGUCUACGACAACUUCCUCCACCACCCCCUGUGAACCCGUGUGCACCUGGAGCGAGUGGUUCGACGUCGACUUCCCCUCCUCGGCCCAGCCAGGAGACUUCAAAACCUACCAGCACAUCCGCCGCGCCGGCAAGCAGGUCUGCCGGCAGCCAAAGCAGAUCGAGUGCCGGGCGGAGGACUACCCCGACGUUGCUAUCCAGCAGGUGGGGCAGGUCGUGCAGGCGACGGUCCACUUUGGACUGGUGUGCAAGAACGAGGACCAGACGGGCAAAUUCAAGAUGUGCCUCAACUACAAGAUCCGUGUGCUCUGCUGCACCCCCAACUACAACUGCUCAUUGCCCACAGCCCCCGUCAUAACAACCAGCCCCACCACCAGCACCACGACCACAUCGAUCCCGUCCUCCACCACCACAGUCACCACCUCCACCUCCACGCCGUACAUCUCCACCACCACGAGCCCCACCUCCACGGAAAUCAUCACUUCCACCAGCACCACCAUCCCCACCCGCGCCACGCCUCACGACAACUUCCUCCACCACCCCCUCCAGGAGACUUCAAACCUACCAGCACAUCCGCCCGCCGGCAAGCAGGUCUGCCGGCAGCCAAAGCAGAUCGAGUGCCGGGCGGAGGACUACCCCGACGUUGCUAUCCAGCAGGUGGGGCAGGUCGUCAGUGCGACGUCCCACUUUGGACUGGUGUGCAAGAACGAGGACCAGACGGGCAAAUUCAAGAUGUGCCUCAACUACAAGAUCCCCCCACCACCAGCACCACGACCACAUCGAUCCCGUCCCUCCACCACCACAGUCACCACCUCCACCUCCACGCCGUACAUCUCCACCACCACGAGCCCCACCUCCACGGAAAUCAUCACUUCCACCAGCACCACCAUCCCCACGCCGACGACCGUCACGACAACUUCCUCCACCACCCCCUGUGAACCCGAAGUGUGCACCUGGAGCGAGUGGUUCGACGUCGACUUCCCCUCGGGGCCCAGCCAGGGAGACUUCGAAACCUACCAGCACAUCCGCGCCGCCGGCAAGCAGGUCUGCCGGCAGCCAAAGCAGAUCGAGUGCCGGGCGGAGGACUACCCCGACGUUGCUAUCCAGCAGGUGGGGCAGGUCGUGCAGUGCGACGUCCACUUUGGACUGGUGUGCAAGAACGAGGACCAGACGGGCAAAUUCAAGAUGUGCCUCAACUACAAGAUCCGUGUGCUCUGCUGCACCCCCAACUACAACUGCUCAUUGCCCACAGCCCCCGUCAUAACAACCAGCCCCACCACCAGCACCACGACCACAUCGAUCCCGUCCUCCACCACCACAGUCACCACCUCCACCUCCACGCCGUACAUCUCCACCACCACGAGCCCCACCUCCACGGAAAUCAUCACUUCCACCAGCACCACCAUCCCCACGCCGACGACGUCUACGACAACUUCCUCCACCACCCCCUGUGAACCCGAAGUGUGCACCUGGAGCGAGUGGUUCGACGUCGACUUCCCCUCCUCGGGGCCCAGCCAGGGAGACUUCGAAACCUACCAGCACAUCCGCGCCGCCGGCAAGCAGGUCUGCCGGCAGCCAAAGCAGAUCGAGUGCCGGGCGGAGGACUACCCCGACGUUGCUAUCCAGCAGGUGGGGCAGGUCGUGCAGUGCGACGUCCACUUUGGACUGGUGUGCAAGAACGAGGACCAGACGGGCAAAUUCAAGAUGUGCCUCAACUACAAGAUCCGUGUGCUCUGCUGCACCCCCAACUACAACUGCUCAUUGCCCACAGCCCCCGUCAUAACAACCAGCCCCACCACCAGCACCACGACCACAUCGAUCCCGUCCUCCACCACCACAGUCACCACCUCCACCUCCACGCCGUACAUCUCCACCACCACGAGCCCCACCUCCACGGAAAUCAUCACUUCCACCAGCACCACCAUCCCCACGCCGACGACGUCUACGACAACUUCCUCCACCACCCCCUGUGAACCCGAAGUGUGCACCUGGAGCGAGUGGUUCGACGUCGACUUCCCCUCCUCGGGGCCCAGCCAGGGAGACUUCGAAACCUACCAGCACAUCCGUGCCGCCGGCAAGCAGGUCUGCCGGCAGCCAAAGCAGAUCGAGUGCCGGGCGGAGGACUACCCCGACGUUGCUAUCCAGCAGGUGGGGCAGGUCGUGCAGUGCGACGUCCACUUUGGACUGGUGUGCAAGAACGAGGACCAGACGGGCAAAUUCAAGAUGUGCCUCAACUACAAGAUCCGUGUGCUCUGCUGCACCCCCAACUACAACUGCCCUUUCUCCACCCUCUCAACCACCACUAGCCCAUCCACCAUUACUACCCUAAGUGGUCCCUUCUUUACUACAACUUCUCCGAUUUCAACUACACCAUGUUUCUGCAAGAUUGGUGAUUCUAUUUUUUCACCUGGUGACUUGAUUUACAACAGAAUUGAUAGUGACGGAUGUCGAUUUUAUGCCAUCUGUAGCCCAACAUGUAAUAUUGAACGACAUGCUGUACAUUGUCCUGUCACUACUUUGCCAGCUACCAGUUCCUCUGAGUGGUCUACAAUAACAACAGCAGCUCCUCUGCCUCCCACUUCUACACGUCCUGCUUUUCAUGGUUGUGUUUCUACUCUUUAUCCUCCUUUACAACCUGGAGAAAGAUUCAAAUUAUCCAACUGUACAGAAGUGAUUUGUAAUGGAGACAACAAUAUAGAUGUAGUACCAACGUACUGCCCACCAGUAAAGGAAAUUACCUGUGCAAACAAAUAUCCACCAAUGCUGAUACCUGAUGAAAAUGGAUGCUGUUACCGAUAUGAGUGUCAAUGUGUGUGUAGUGGAUGGGGUGAUCCUCAUUACAUUACUUUUGAUGGAACCUAUUAUACCUUCCUUGAAAACUGCACUUACGUCCUGGUGAAACAGAUUGUCCCUAGAUAUGACAACUUCCGUGUUUACAUUGACAAUUAUUACUGCGAUGCAAAAGAUGGACUCUCCUGCCCUAAAUCUAUUAUUAUUUUCUACAAAUCUGCAGAAGUGGUGCUGACUCGUCAACUCAUGAAUGGUGUGAUGACCAAUGUGAUGUACUUCAACAAAAAGAUUGUUGGACCAGGCUUCAAAAAAGACGGCAUUUCUUUCUCCACUCUUGGCAUCAAUAUGAUUGUUGAAAUAGAAGAAAUUGGUGCAGUCAUCACCUUUAGUGGUCUGAUUUUCUCUGUCAAGCUCCCAUACAGCAAAUUUGGCAACAACACCGAAGGACAAUGUGGAACGUGUACAAACAAUAAAGAAGAUGAAUGCCGCUUACCAAGUGGUAAGAUAAUUUCCUCCUGUCCCCAAAUGGCUCAUCACUGGAUUGUUGACAACAACAAGUCAUGCCAUGGAGUGCCAAUACCACCAGCUAUAACCACACCUCCACCAAAGCCGCAAUGUCAAACACCUCCACUCUGCAAACUUAUCUUGAGCGAGGUUUUUGCAGAAUGUCAUACCGUGAUACCACCAGAACCAUUUUUCAAAGGCUGUGUUUUUGAUGGAUGUCGCAUAGACGAUGAAUUCAUGCAGUGUUCCAGUUUGGAGAUAUAUGCUACAGAGUGUGCUGCUAGAGGUGUCUGCAUUGACUGGAGAGGAAUGACCAACAAUACAUGUUCAUUCAGCUGUCCAUCAAACAUGGUAUACAAGCCAUGUGGGCCCAUUAAUCCAGUUACCUGUGACCAAAGCUAUGAGCGUCCUGGCUAUGGAGUAACUGAAGGCUGUUUCUGUCCUGAAGGAAUGACACUCCUGCGUGCAGAGAGCAACAUCUGUGUCUCUGAAUGCUUCUGCAGAGAACCAAAUGGAAUGUCCAGAUGGCCAGGAGAAAAAUGGACAAAAGAUUGCCGGGAAUGUGUCUGUGACAAAAAUACUCUUAAGGUGAAGUGUACAAAGCACGAAUGUUCUCUGACACAGCAAGUAUUUUGUGAAGAACCAGGUUACAUGCCUGUUGAUAUACCAAUACCAGAAGAUCCAUGCUGUACUAGGACUGAGUGCUACUGCAACACAAGCCUCUGCACUGACAUCACACCCCUGUGCUUAGAGGGACAGGAAAUAAUCACAAUAAUGCCACCUGGAAACUGUUGUCCUAUCUUUGAAUGCAGACAGGGCUGUGUAGUCAACGAAACCUAUUAUGCACCUGGAGCUGCUGUUCCAUCAGGCCCCUGUGAAGAAUGUACCUGCUCUGAAUCCUCUCCCUUAAGGCCUCACCACCUUGCGGUCACAUGCCAGCCUGUUAUCUGUGACACGUACUGCCCACUGGGCUAUAAAUACACUGUGGAACCCGGACAGUGCUGUGGCACGUGCAAGGCAGCAGCUUGCGUAGUGACUGUGGGAGACAACAUUACACACGUGCUCCAUGAAGGAGAACAUUGGAAUCCACCUGGUGAUAACUGUACUGUUUACACAUGUGAAAAACAUGCUGACCAGUACAUUCAAGUAAUCAAAGAGGCAAGCUGUCCUGCCUUUAACCAUGAUGAGUGUGAUCCAGAUGAUAUCCAGCUAUCUCAUGAUGGCUGCUGUUUAGUGUGCCGAAGAGUACCGAAACUUUGUAUGAAGUACAAUACGACGACUGUCAUCAACUAUAACGGCUGUGUGUCUCCUGCACCUGUUGAGAUAACAUACUGUGAAGGCAGCUGUGAUGCUUACUCACGAUAUUCUCAAACAACAAACACCAUGGUGCACAAAUGCUCGUGUUGUCAGGAAAUCAAGACCAGCAAGAGAAAGGUGACUCUGAUGUGCAGUGAUGGAACCUCCCUUGAUCACUCCUACACCUACGUGGAGAAAUGCAGCUGUGUGGAUGCUGAGUGCGUUACCCAAGGCAACACCCAACAGGAGACACAGCAGAUAAAGACCUCUCAGGAGCAAGCAAAUGUCAAAAAUUAG